This is a messenger RNA of Melanotaenia boesemani (Boeseman's rainbowfish), 1466 nucleotides long. RefSeq names its product transcription elongation factor A (SII), 1 (gene tcea1). The coding region runs from base 141 to 1067 and encodes 308 amino acids. Gene Ontology annotation, biological process: DNA-templated transcription; transcription elongation by RNA polymerase II; positive regulation of transcription by RNA polymerase II. Gene Ontology annotation, cellular component: nucleus. Gene Ontology annotation, molecular function: nucleic acid binding; zinc ion binding. Lineage: Eukaryota; Metazoa; Chordata; Actinopteri; Atheriniformes; Melanotaeniidae. The transcript is spliced from 10 exons. The record is from RefSeq and is a predicted model, not a curated record.
UGCCAUAGAGCGGAGGGGUCAGUGUGCGGUCCCGGUCCGCCAAGUUGACGCCGCCGCUUUCUCCUCAGUGGCGUGGUCUUUGUCGCGAAUUCUCUUUUUGGCUUGCACCUUAUCAUUUUGAAUCCACCAGUUCAGUCAAUAUGGGCAAGAAGGAGGAAGAGGAAAUCAUUAGAAUCGCGAAAAAGAUGGAUAAAAUGGCGCAGAAGAAGAACGGGGCCGGGGCUUUAGACCUAUUGAAGGAGUUACGCAAUGUCCCCAUGACUUUGGAGCUUCUUCAGUCCACCAGAAUCGGAAUGUCUGUUAAUGCCAUCCGCAAGCAGAGUACAGAUGAAGAGGUGACAUCUCUUGCCAAGUCCUUGAUCAAAUCAUGGAAAAAGCUUUUGGAUGAGCCUGGAGGGGGUGAAAAAGAUGAGAAAAGGAAAGAGCAAACAACACCUGUUUCUCCUUCACAGGGAAGCCCAGAGGCAAAAGAAGAGAGCAGCUCCAGCAGUAAUUCCAGCAACAAGAGCGAAUCCACCGAAGUUGCUCCCAACACAUUAAUCAACAGCUAUCCUCGGGCCCCGAGCACUUCUGACUCCAUCAGGCUCAAGUGCAGAGAGAUGCUGGCCAGUGCUCUGCAGACGGGAGAUGAUCAUAUUGCUAUUGGUGCUGAUUGUGAGGAACUCGGAUCACAAAUUGAGGAGAGUAUCUUCCAAGAGUUUAAAAACACAGACAUGAAAUAUAAGAACCGUGUCCGGAGCCGGAUCUCAAAUCUGAAAGAUGUGAAAAACCCAAACUUAAGGAGGACUGUGCUAUGUGGGAGUGUAACCCCAGAGCGGAUGGCAAAGAUGACUGCAGAGGAAAUGGCCAGUGAUGAGCUAAAAGAAAUGAGGAAGAAUUUGACCAAAGAAGCUGUCAGGGACCACCAGAUGGCCACCACCGGGGGCACUCAGACUGAUCUUUUCACCUGUGGCAAAUGCAAGGGGAAGAACUGCACCUACACACAGGUUCAAACUCGCAGUGCUGAUGAGCCAAUGACCACAUUUGUCUUUUGCCAACAGUGUGGGAAUAGGUGGAAGUUCUGCUGAAUCGGCUGGUAUCAUCCUCCGCACUCCGACAAGUAGCAAAUUUCCUGGACCAGGUUCUGUCUCUCUGCAACAGAUUGGAGAUUUGUAAUCUGUGGUAUAUGGUACACAACAUGCCAUACCAAGAUACCACUGCGGUUAAAGUUUGACUAAAUAUCUUGUUCAUAGAUUGAGCUCAUUGUACGUUCCCCAACGUCCCCCAAAAAAAACCCUUUUAAUAUUGUUAUUAGUUGUUUCUUGCUGUCAGAUAUACGCCAUCAAUCUUGUGUCAUUCUCUUUCAUCUGCAUUUUUUUAUAUGUAGUUUUCACACUUUGGCAAGUGUUGUUUUAGCUUUUUUCCCACAAAGCAUUGCAUUGUUUCAUUUAAUACCCCAAUAAAAUGUAAUCCAUUUGAUUAAAAAG